This is a messenger RNA of Vairimorpha ceranae, 1212 nucleotides long. RefSeq lists its product as hypothetical. Bases 1 to 1212 code for a protein of 403 amino acids. The transcript has a single exon. NCBI's taxonomy places the organism in Eukaryota, Fungi, Microsporidia, Nosematidae. The record is from RefSeq and is a predicted model, not a curated record.
AUGUCAAGAUUUUUUUCUGAUUUAGAAGAAGAAAAGAAGGAAAUUAAAAAGAAAUUCAACGUUAUAGAAAAACAGACAGAAAAAAUAUCUAAAAAGGAUAAGCUACAAAUUGAAUUUGACAACCGGGUCAAUGAACUAUUUAAAAAUCCAAAAAAUGUUAAAAAGUUUGUAUCCGAUUUGAAGAAAUAUGAAAAUGUUAAUGUUUCUGAAUCUGCCGAAAAAAUUUUGUUUAAUGAAAAAAUUUAUCAGAAAAGUAAUAAAGUUUUGAUCGAUAAAUUUCUUAAGAGAACAAUAGAAGAUACUAUUGUUAAGGAAGACAGGUCAAAUAACAAAAUUGAAGUGAAAAGGCAGAAUGAAGGUGAGGUAUAUGAAGGUAUUUUAAAUAUUUCUGAUAAAAACGAACGGGUUUUACAAUUAAAUAAUUUUUGUAAAGUCGUUGAAGAUAUAAAUUUGAAAGUUAAUGUAUUAAUUAAUUUAUUAUCGAUCUAUGCAAAAGAUAAAGACCUUGAAAAUACUUAUAUUAUUUUGUCAGAUUUGCUUAAUUUUUACGAUAAUAAAAAGACCAAACUUUUUUUAGAUAAUAGUGUUGAUAUGUAUUUAGAUCUUUUUAAAGAAGAUGUCAGUAUUUAUAAAAAUAUUUUACAAAGGAUGAAGAAUAUAAAUACUAAUGUUUAUGAAAGGCGCUUAUUAGAUUUAGAUUUUUCUGAUUUGAAAUACACCGAUAGCAAGUAUCUAGAUUUUAAACUAAUUUGGUUAGUAAAAAAUAACAAAUUUGAAGAAAGUAAAAUUGUCUUAGAAAAUAUAGAUUUUACUGUUAAACAUGACAAUAUUUUUUAUAAAAAUUUAGAAGAAUUUGCAAAUUUGAUGUUUAUCAACAAAGCCUAUUUAGAGGCAUAUACUUGUUUCGAGUAUUUAUAUACAAAGAGAGAACAAACAGAAGAAAUUAAAAAGAAUUUUUACAUUUUAUGUGUCUUGCUAAAUAAGAGAAUACAAGAAACUGCAUUUUUUCAAGAGUUUCUUACUGACUUUAAGAGCUUUGGAUCGAAUACAUUUGCACUAAAAAGUAAAGGUGUAUAUUUUGAAAUUUUUAGAAGUUUUUAUCUUUUGCAUAACUAUGAUGUAGAAGGCGUAUAUAAUAUUUUGCAUGAAAUUAAAAAUAUUUUUGAUGAUAGAGAGAUAAUUGAAAAUUGUGCAUUAGAAUUAUUGGCUUAG